Molecule: messenger RNA, 1553 nt
Organism: Medicago truncatula (barrel medic)
Lineage: Eukaryota; Viridiplantae; Streptophyta; Magnoliopsida; Fabales; Fabaceae
Product: glycine-rich protein DOT1
Exons: 8
Coding region: 157-1251 (364 amino acids)
Molecular function (GO): RNA binding
Source: RefSeq, a predicted model, not a curated record
AGGCAGAAGAAAAGAGAAUGAGAGUGAGGUUUUAGGAAAAACUUUACCCUUUCCAAUUCAUUUCUCUCCCCUUCCUUUUCUAGGGUUUUAAGGUUAUUUAGGGUUCCAUUUCAUUUCAUUCACCCCUUUCUCUCUCUACCUCUUUCUCUCUCUACCAUGGAUAGGUAUCAGAAGGUUGAAAAACCCAAACCUGAAACUCCCAUCAACGAAAAUGAGAUCCGUAUCACUACUCAAGGCGCCAUUCGUAACUACAUCACUUACGCCACUUCACUUCUUCAGGAAAAGCAAGCAAAAGAGAUUGUCUUGAAGGCAAUGGGACAAGCAAUCAGCAAGACAGUUGCCAUUGCAGAGAUUCUGAAGAAGAGGAUAUCCCCUUUGCACCAAGAUACUGCAAUCAGCUCAGUUAGCAUAACAGAUGUGUGGGAGCCCAUUGAAGAGGGUCUUGUACCUGUGGAAAUGACUCGGCAUGUCUCCAUGAUCUCAAUCACCUUGUCAACUGGAGAAUUGAACACAAAUUCUCCUGGGUAUCAAGCUCCAUCUACUGCUGAACAAUCAAAGCCACACUCCAAUUAUCAGCAGCAACCUCUGAAACCAGCACAGGAUUCUUAUAAUGCUGUAAAUGAAGACUCGUAUGGCCGAGGUCGUGGUCGAGGUAGGGGGAGAGGUAGGAAUUGGGGAAGGGGUGGUUAUGGCUAUCAAGGUGGGUAUGGAAAUUAUCAAGGUGGAUACGGCUAUUACCAAGGUGGAUAUGCAAAUUAUCAAGAAAAUGGUGGGUAUUCUAAUCGCGGCCGAGGGGGAGGUCGAGGCAGAGGUUGGGGGUAUCGCGGUGGUUAUGGUGGCGGCAGAGGUGGAGGUUAUGAAGGUGGUAGAGGUGGAGGUGGUUAUGAAGGUGGAAGAGGUGGCUAUGAAGGUGGUCGAGGUGGAGGUUAUGAAGGUGGCAGGGGUGGAGGUUAUGGAGGCAGAGGUGGAGGGUAUGAAGGAGGCAGAGGUGGAGGGUAUGGAGGAGGCAGAGGUGGAGGAUAUGGAGGAGGAAGAGGUGGAGGUUAUGAAGGAGGCAGAGGUAUGGGUUAUGAAGGCGGCCGAGGUGGAGGAAUGGGUUAUGUAGGAGGCAGAGGUGGAGGUGGUAUGGGUUAUGAAGGAGGCAGAGGUGGAGGUAUGGGCUAUGAAAGAGGCAGGGGAGGCAAGGGUUAUGGCCGUGGUAGGGGAAGAAUGGAUGGACGUGGUGGUAGGGGUGGAGACAACCAGGCAUGAUAGCAAUGGGUGUUAAUUUCAUUCUUGCUAAAUGCUUGCCCUUGACAGUGCAGUUAUGUUAUUAGAAUACUUUGUUGAUAGUAUGAUGUUGCUCAUGGUCCAUCAUUUAUGUUUUUUUUCCUUCUUCAUGAAACUGAUUUGGGCAAGGUUUUGUUCAUCUUUAGAUUUAGCUGGAAAAAGCAUCUUUGGUUUUAUGAUUGCUGUAAUUCAUUACACCUUUUAUGGUUGCCAACACCAUAUUUUUAUCUGUAUCUGGUUUCUAUAUGGUUUUCAAUUUAAUCAAAGUAGCUCUUUUUUUUUUA